This is a messenger RNA of Vigna angularis (adzuki bean), 1518 nucleotides long. RefSeq lists its product as uncharacterized. Gene Ontology annotation, molecular function: translation initiation factor activity. The coding region runs from base 93 to 1325 and encodes 410 amino acids. Gene Ontology annotation, biological process: cytoplasmic translational initiation. The record is from RefSeq and is a predicted model, not a curated record. The transcript has 10 exons. Gene Ontology annotation, cellular component: cytoplasm; eukaryotic translation initiation factor 3 complex. Lineage: Eukaryota; Viridiplantae; Streptophyta; Magnoliopsida; Fabales; Fabaceae.
AUAUUCUUUCUUUGAGACGGGUUUUAUUUGCUCACACCUUCUUCUCCGCAGCGCGAGUCAGCUAGGGUUUACAAUAUCGCAGUUCAGAAAACAUGGCGACCGUGGUGCCAACCUCCGAAGAAGACGCUGCCCUCACCGUCGUUCGAUUCGCCUCUGAACUUGCCUGGGCUGAUGCCGGUCCUGAGGUUGCUGAGCCACAAGUUAGUAGACUCUGCAUGGAGGCUGAAGAGUUCAUUGGUAUGGGAAAGUGGUUGGAGUUAGCAUCAUUGAUGAUUACCUCUGCUGAAUUGAUUUUCUCUAAGGUUUCUGAAAAAGAUAUAGAGUCCAUCUUCACUAUCAUUUGCAAUCUUGUUACAAAGACUGCGAAUCCAGAUGAAGCAAUGGAGAUUGUAAAAGUUGUAACUGCAAAAAUACUUCAGCAGCCAAACGAAAAGCCUGUUGUGCGAUUGAAAAUUUUGAUCAAUCUGUACAAUCUUUUGGAGACUCCAUACUGCCAGUUUUAUGUUUACAUGAAGACACUGAAUUUAGCUGUUGAUGGGAAAGUCACUGAAUUCAUUAUACCUUCAUUCAAAAAAAUUGACAACUUUUUGAAAGACUGGAAAAUCGGGAUACCGGAACAGAGAGAGCUCUUUCUUGCUAUUUCUAAUAUUUUGAAGGAAAAUAAAAGUAUGUCAAAGGAUGCUUUAAAGUUCCUGACCAGUUAUCUGGCAACUUUUUUGGGAGAAGAUGCCCAUGUUUUGAGUGAAGCCAAGGAGGAGGGUGCACAUGCAAUUGUGGAAUUUGUUAGGGCUCCUGACAUCUUUCAGUGUGAUUUACUAGACUUGCCGGCUGUUGCUCAACUGGAGAAGGAUGCCAAAUAUGGUUUGUUAUAUGAGCUUCUUAAGAUUUUUGUUACUCAGAGGCUGGAUGCUUACUUAGAAUAUCAUGCUACAAAUUCCACCUUGUUGAAAACUUAUGGCCUUGUACAUGAAGAAUGCAUUGCUAAAAUGAGGCUGAUGUCAUUGGUGGAUCUUAGCUCCGAUGCAUCUGGCACCAUUCCUUAUGAACUUAUCAGGGACACACUUCAGAUCAAUGAUGAUGAGGUGGAACUGUGGGUGGUUAGAGCAAUAACUGCCAAGUUAAUUGACUGUAAGUUGGAUCAAAUGAAUCAAGUAGUGGUUGUUAGUCAUCCUACUGAUCGUGUGUUUGGUCAGCAUCAAUGGCAGGCACUGAGAACAAAGCUGGUGACAUGGAGGGGAAAUGUUGCGAAUGUUAUCAGUACCAUUCAGGCCAACAAAAUAACGGAAGAUGGGCCCCAGGCUGCCCAAGGGUUGGUAGCUCGGUGAGGACGUUUUCGAGUGAAGCAAUCAGCCGAGUAUCUAGAUUUUAUCCAAGUGGAAUUUUUUGAUCUUAAAAACUGUAAUUUGUUUUGUUACAAAUUCAUAAAUUUAUUUUAGUUGACUACUGACUCUAAUUGUACUACCCAACUUUGGGAGAGAGCUAUUAUUAUUGAAUUUUAUGUUUUGUUGACCUGCCUCA